AUGGAUUACAGCUCGCUCAGCGGAGUCCCGCGUUUCCUGACCCGGCCCAAGGCAUUUAUGGUGUCUGUGGGGAAGGAUGCCACCCUGAGCUGCCAGAUCAUCGGGAACCCCAUCCCAGUGGUGAGCUGGGAAAAGGAUAAACUGCCAGUCCAGUCUGGGGGAAGGUUCAAAACCACGGAGGAUGGGGAUUUGUAUCGGCUGACCAUCUACGACCUGAACCUGGAGGACAGCGGGCAGUACAUCUGCCGGGCCAAGAACACCAUCGGGGAGGCUUUCGCCGCCGUCAGCAUCAAAGUGGGCGAGGAGACCACGGUCACCGAGUUCGCUCCCUACUUCAUCCAGAAACCCUCCAACAUCAAAGUGACCUUGGGGGAGGACGCCAUGUUCAAAUGCAAAGUGCAGGGCAGCCCUCCCCUGUCRGUGAACUGGGAGAAGGAUGGCAGAUACCUGAGGAACAAGGCAGACGCCGGGCGCUUCCAGAUCGAGUCUGCGGGCGAGUCGAACGCUCUGACCAUCCAGUGCGCCCGGCUGGGGGACAGCGGCACCUACACCUGCCGGGCGGAGAAUCUCCUGGGCUCUGCCAGCGCCUCGGCCGCGCUGGUGGUGGAAACGCACGGCUCCUCCAACCCGGGCAGUAACUUUGACGCCGGCUGCGGCAAGACGGCCUCCCUGCUGUCCCACCUGCAGAAGAGGCGGGAGGAGAUCAGGAAGAUGGACAUCUCCCACGGGACUCUGGACGCGGCCUCUGGCCAGCCGUACUCCGCCGUGGAGGGGCUGUCGGGCAUCGGCUACRGCCUGUCCCGGGACUACGAGCGGGCGGCGGGACUGACCAAAGGGGCCCGCAACGCCACUUUYGGGGCGCUGACCCGCACGUGCAGCGUGACCGAGGGGAAGCACGCCAAGCUCAGCUGCUAUGUCACGGGCGAGCCCAAGCCCGUGAUUGUGUGGAAGAAGGACAACGAGGUCAUUUUGGAAGGCCGGCGGCAUGUCAUCUACGAGGAUGACCAGGAGAACUUUGUGCUGAAGAUCCUCUUCUGCAAGCAGACCGACAACGGGCUGUACACCUGCACGGCCUCCAACCUGGCGGGCCAGACCUACAGCUCYGUGCUCGUCACCGUCAAAGAACCGUCCAUACCCUUCAAGGCAAAACUGAGGGAUCUYGAAGUGAGGGAGAAGGAAUCUGCCACCUUCCAGUGCGAGGUGCCCRUUGCUGCGACAGAGACAGCCUGGUUCAAGGAGGAGACCAAACUGCAGCAGAGCAAGAAGUACAACAUCGAGGAGGAGGGCACCUACCGCCGGCUCACCGUGCAGAACGUCACCGCGGACGACGACGCCGUCUACAUCUGCGAGAUGAAGGAGGGCAGCAGGACCAUCGCAGAGCUCUCUGUCCAAGGGAACAUCAUUAAAAAACUUCCACGGAAAACCGCCAUCUUCGUCAACGACACAGCCACCUUCUGCGUGGAGCUGGACAGYGACUGCCAGGACGUCCGGUGGCUGAAGAACAAGGAAGAGGUGAAACCCAGCGACCGCAUCUCCAUCACGCGCUCCGGCAAACAGCACACCAUGACCAUCCGCGAGUGUAAGGUGGAGGAUGCUGGGGAGAUCGCCUUUGUGGCCGACGAAAGCAGGACUUCCACCCAGUUCACUGUGACCACUCCCAAAAAACCUCCCACCCAAGCCCCAGCUGACCCUGUGGUGAAAAAUAAAACAGAAACCUCAGUGACUCUGGCAUGGUCCCCUCCGAGGAUGGACCGGCCCAUUCCCAUCGAUGGAUACAUCGUGGAGCGCAAGAAGCUCACCGGCUUCACCUGGGUCAGGUGCCACGAGUCGCAUGUCCCUGUCCCCGAGCUGACCGUGAGCCACUUGCCAGAGGAGGCUGACUACCAGUUCAGAGUGUCCGCGGUCAACGCCUACGGACAGAGCCCCUUCCUGGAAUUCCCUGGCAGCCUGCACCUUGAACCUGUCCUGGCUGUGAGAACUCCCCUGACAGCAGCUGAAGUUGCCCCUGGAGGGGAUGCCCUGUUCACUGUCGACCUUACCAAGGUGUGUUCUGGCACCUGGUACCUGAAUGGCAAAGUCCUACAGGAGAGUGAGACCCACAUCAUCCAGAGAACCCAAACCACCCACACCCUGAUCAUAAAGAACGUUACCAAGAAAGAUGACGGGGCAGAAGUGAGAUUUGUUGCCAAUGACAUUGACACCAGCACCAAGAUGAGAGUGAAAGGUGCUGCAGUGAGAUUCACCAACAAGACCAAAGAYGUAGAAAAGGUCUCUGCUCGGCUGCGGGAGGAAGCCAAACUCCAGGCUGAGCUCUCAGACGCAGAGGCCACUGUGAAGUGGAUGAAAGAUGGGAAGGAGCUCAAGGCCAGUGAAAAAUACGAGCUCCAGACCRUGGGGAAGAGGCGCAUCCUGAAAAUCCGCAGCACGGCCGAGGAGGAUGCUGGAGCUUACGAGUGUGUCUGCGAGGGGGAUAAAAUGAUCUACCAGCUCUCUGUGAAAGAUGAGGCUGUUACUUUUGUCAACAAGCCCAAAACGACCCCAGAAGUAUCAGUCAGUCCUUCUGAGAGCCUGGAGCUGGUGUGUGAGGUGUCGGCAGYGGGCGGGGCCGUGGUGUGGAGGAAGGGGCAGAGUGAGGUGAAGCAGGACCAGCGGACAACMAUCGUGUCCCAGGGGACACAACGCAAGCUCCUCAUCAAGAAGGUGACACAGCAAGACCAAGGCAGCUACACCUGUGAAACCAAGGAYGACAGAACAACAUUCCAAGUCAAAGUCAGAGAGCCAGAAGUUGUGUUUACAAACAAGGAGAAGGUGCAGAAAGAGGUGAAAGCUGCACUGUCAGAAAAUGCCACUCUGAGUUGUGAGGUGGCCCAGGAGAAAACGGAGGUGAAGUGGUACAAGGAUGGGAAACUCAUCACAUCUGACACAUUUUUCCCAUUAUGCUUCCCCAUUUCAGAGGCAGAAGACGCCUUUGUCCACAAGGAGAAGGUGCAGAAAGAGGUGAAAGCUGCACUGUCAGAAAACGCCACACUGAGCUGCGAGGUGGCCCAGGAGAAAACAGAAGUGAAGUGGUACAAGGAUGGGAAACUCAUCACCWCCAGCAAGAAGUUCAAGGUGGAGUCCGAGGGCAAACGCCGUCGUCUGGUGGUGRGUGAGGUGGAGAAGAARGAUGCUGGGGAGUACACCUGYGAGGCUGCUGGSCAMAAAMUSACCUUCAGGAUYGAUGUCACAGAGCCACAAGUUGUGUUUACAAACAAGGAGAAGRUGCAGAAAGAGGUGAAAGCUGCACUGUCAGAAAAURCCACRCUGAGCUGCGAGGUGGCCCAGGAGAAAACRGAGGUGAAGUGGUACAAGGAUGGRAAACUCAUCAYCUCCAGCAAGAAAUUCAAGGUGGAGUCYGAGGGCAAAYSSCGUCGUCUGGUGGUGRGUGAGGUGGAGAAGAAAGAUGCUGGGGAGUACACCUGCGAGGCUGCUGGCCAAAAACUCACCUUCAGGAUCAAUGUCCCAGAGCCCAAACCUGCAUUUAUAAACCAGGAGAAGGUCCAGAAGGAGGUGAAGGCUGUCCUGACAGAGAGUGCCACCCUGGUGUGUGAGGUGGCACAGGACACAACCGAAGUGAAAUGGUUCAAGGAUGGAAAACUUCUCGUUUCCUCUCGGAAAUUCAAAAUAGAGACUGUGGGCAAGUCCCGGCGCCUGGUGAUAGAGCAGCUGGAGAAGAAGGAUGCUGGGGAAUACAUCUGUGAGGCUGCAGGCCAGAAGCUGACGUUCAAACUGGAACCAACUGAGCCAGAGGCCAAAUUUGAAAAUAAAGUCAUCCAGAAAGAGCCUCUGGUCGUUCAAGAACAUGAAAGCAUCACACUGACAACCUCGGUCACACCUGAGACUGCUGUGGUGAGGUGGUUCAAGGACGGCACAGAAAUCAAGGCCAGCAAGAAAUGCGUGAUCAGGAGCGAGGGGGCAUCGCGCACGCUGACGGUGAGCGCGGCCGAGAGCGCCGACUCUGCCCUCUACAGCUGCCAGACAAAGGAUGACAAGCAGGAAUUCCGAGUCCAGGUGAAAGAAAUCCCAGUGAAGUUCGCCAAGAAGCUGGAGGCCGUGAAAGCUGAGAUUGGUGGCAGUGUGUCCCUGAGCUGUGAGCUGAGCCAUGCCAAAGGGAAGGUGACAUGGAGCAGGAAUGGUGUGGAGAUCAAGCCCAGCAAGCGUUUCCAGAUCCGUGAGGAGGGGCUCAAACGAACCCUGACAAUAACAGGGCUCCGGGCUGAGGACGAGGGAGAAUAUUCCUGCGAGUCCAGGGAUGAUAAGAGCAGCAUCACCAUYGUCCCCAAACCUCCCAGAGUGGUGAAAUUCGUCACAAGCCUCAACAGUGUGGUGUCUGAGGAAGGAAGAGAGGCCGUGUUCAAGUGCACCGUCACUCCUGGUGAUGCCGUGGUCACCUGGCUCAGGAACGGCACCAAGAUUGAAGCCAGCAAGAAAUAUGUGAUUUCUCAGAAGGACACCAGCCACAGCCUCACCAUCACUGACCUCACRCUGGAAGAUGCAGCUGAAAUCACUGCCAGUGCAGAGGGUGUGGAAAGCACCGCCAACCUCAGAGUCCGAGAGGCCUCAAUCUCAUUCAAGAAGAAGCUGGAGCCCAGAACAGUUGAAGAGAGGGAGACAGUGACCUUGGAGGUAGAGCUGACCAAGGCUGCCGAGGUGAAGUGGAUGAGGAACAGCAUCGUGCUGAAGCCCAGUGACAAAAUUGAGAUCAAAGCUGAGGGAACAAAGCACACCUUGGUGGUCAAGGACAUCUCCUUCGCAGACCGGGGCUUCUACUGCUGUGAGAGCCCCGAUGACAAGACCCAGGCCAAGAUCAAUGUGGAAAUGAGGCAGAUCAAGUUGGUGAGAGGCCUUCAGCCCAUGGAAGUGGCAGAGAAAGGGACUGUCACCUUCGAGGUGGAGGUGUCACACGAGGACGUGGAGGGGACGUGGCAGAAGGACGGCGUUCGGCUCAAACCAGCGCCCAAUGUCAGCUUGGGCCUCCUGGGCAAGAAACACUCCCUGACUCUGUCCUCGGUGGCUCUGGAAGAUGCAGGACUCAUCUCCUUCAAGGCAGAAGGCAUUAACACCUCAGGGAGGCUCACUGUGACAGAAUUGCCUGUGAGGAUCAGCAAACCUUUGGCAGAUGUCAGUGUGACUCAGAAGCUYAAGGCCACAUUUGAGUGUGAGCUGUCCAAACCCAAUGCCAAUGUGAAGUGGUUCAAGGACGGGAAGGAGAUCCGGCAAAGUAAAAACAUUGGGUUUAUCUCCCAAGGAAAUAAGAGAAGCCUCAUUAUUCACAAGUGUGAAUAUGAAGACCAGGGAACCUACACAUGUCAAGCAGCUGAAGACAAGACAUCAGCUACUCUAAAGGUCCAUGCCCGAGAUGUCAAGAUUGUGAAACCUCUGGAAGAUGUGGAAGUGAGCGAAUACGAGAGUGCGUCUUUCAUCUGCGAGAUCUCACACGACGAGGUCGAAACCCAGUGGUACAAAAACGACAGCAAGCUGAAAACUUCUGACAACAUCAAAAUGCGGCAGGAUGGAAAGACRUAUUCCCUGACUUACGCACGCGUCCACGUCGAGGAUGCAGCUGAGAUCAAAUUUGUAGCAGAAAAGGCAGAAUCUCGUGCUCAGCUGACUGUAAAAGAGCUGCCUGUAAAAAUCGUGAAGCCUCUGCGGGAUAAGAUCGCCCUUUGGAAGCACCGGGGGGUCCUGGAGUGCCAGGUGUCCCGAGCCAAUGCCAAGGUCCGCUGGUUCAAGAARAACGUGGAAAUUCACCCCAGUGCCAAAUAUGAAAUCGUGAGCGAGGGCGUCUACCGGAAACUCAUCAUCAACGACGCCGACUACGAAGAUGAGGACAGCUACACCUGUGAUGCCUUUGAUGACAAAACCAGUGCUAAUUUCUUUGUUGAAGAGCAAGCCAUUAAUAUUGUAAAGGAGUUGAAUGAUGAGGAUGUGACUGAGCCUGAGGAAGCCAAUUUUGAGUGUGAGACAUCCAUUCCAUCCGUGAAACCUGCCAAGUGGUUCCUGAAGGGAGCAGCCUUGCAGGCUGGCAGAAACAUCAUCAUGCAGCAGGAAGGCACCAUCCACAGGCUGACGAUAAUAAAAACAAGUGUUGACAUGACAGGCACCAUCCAGUUCUCCAUUGGCAAAUCCAAAUCCACAGCAAACCUGCUCGUCAGAGAUUACCACAUCCAGAUCACCAGGAAACUGGAGGACAAGACUGUCCUGGAGCGACACUCGGUCAUCCUGUCCUGUGACUUCAGGCCUUCCCCGAAGCAYGUGAGGUGGUUCAAGGGCCAAGAGCUCAUUGAGCCCUCAGACAAGUACAGGAUCAAGAGGGAGCAGUACUCAGCAGAGCUCAAGAUCAUGAAGGUGAAGCCCGAGGACGCCGGCGUGUACAAGUGCCGGGCUGGCAUCGCCGAGACUGAAGCCACCCUGAGUGUUGAAGCCCGCAAUGUGGAGGUCCUCAAGCACCUGCAGGACGUGGAGAUCGAGGAGGACAGUUCUGCUGUGUUCUCCUGCGAGCUGUCCCACGACGAUGAGGAYGUGGAGUGGUUCCUCAAUGGCACCCUCCUCUACACCAACAACUUAAACGAGAUCAAGAACGUUGGCAAGUGCUACAUGCUGACCAUGAAGCAGGUGAAGCCUGAGGAUGCUGGCACGGUGACAAUGAAGUCAGACAAGGUGUCAGAAAGCGUGCRGCUGAAGGUGAUAGAGAAACCUGUUGUCUUCAUGAAAUCCUUGGAUGACGUUUUUGGUGAGGAGCGAGGRGUGAUCAAACUGGAAUGCGAAGUCUCCAAAGAGAAGGUCAAACCAGUUUGGAAAAAGGACGGUGUGAAGAUYGCUUCUGGCAAUAAAUAUGAGGAGAUCCAGGCUGGGAAGAGCCUGUGCCUCCUUAUCCAUGACCUGGAAAAGACAGAUGCAGGGUUGUACACRUGUGACAUCGGCACUGAUGUUGCCAAGUCAAAGGUCAGCGUUCAGGAACUGAACAUYGGCAUCACCAAACGGCUCAAGAACACCGAAAUCCAGGAGGGAGGGGAUUGCACUUUUGAGUGCAUUUUGUCCCAUGAAAGCAUUGAUGACUUCAGCUGGAUGCUGAAUGGGAGGAAACUGGAAAGUGGUGGGAGAUUCAAAGCCUCCAACACGGGUCGGAAAUACACACUCAGUAUCAAAAAUGUGGUUCCUGGUGACACUGGGGAAGUCAUUUUCACUGCCCGUGGUCUGACCUCCAAGGCUUCUCUGGUUGUGAAAGAAAAACCUACUGAGAUUACAAAACAGCUGGAGGAUAAAACAUCACCAGCAGGGCAGGACAUCAGCYUGAGCUGUGAAUUGUCCAAAGCUGACGUGAACAUCAGGUGGUACAAGGAUGGCAAAGCAAUCCGGAAAAGCCAGAAGUACGAGCUACAGCAGGAGGGAACACGAUCCAUCCUCAUCAUCCAUGACUCCACAGUCAAGGACAGCGGGGAGUACACCUGUGAGACAGAGAGCUCCAAAACAACAGCCAGGAUCACCGUGCAAGAAAAACCUAAUUAUUUUGUCAAGGAGCUCUCUGACCUAAAAGUGGAUGAAAGUGGAACUGCAGUUUUUGUGUGCCAGAGCGAGAGAGCUGCAUCCUCCGUGGUCUGGAGGAAAGGCAUCGCUGAGCUCAGGGUUGGCAGGAAGUACGAGAUGAUGCAGAAAGGRCAAAUCCUCCAGCUGACCAUAAAGAACUUGGAGAAGAGUGACAGUGACACUUACAGCUGUGACAUUGGGGAUGCCCAGUCCAGAGCCAAGCUCACCGUGCAAGGCCAGAAAGUGCUAAUAACAGAAGACCUGGAGGAUGUCACUGUGUUAGAAGGAGAAUCUGCCAUGUUCAAGUGCAGAAUCUCUCCCRUAGACUAUAGCAGAGUGCAGUGGUUUUUGGAUAAAACCCCACUCCAUACCAAUGAACUUAAUGAGAUCCAGUCCCAGCCUGGUGGAUACCACCUGCUAACRCUGAAAAAGCUCUCGCUGAAGGACUCGGGGGUCAUUACAUUUGAAGCUGGUGAUAAGAAAACAUCUGCCAGUUUGGUUGUUAAAGAAAAGCCAGUUCUUUUCAAGCAAGAGCUCCAAAACGAAGAAGCCAAAGAAGGGAAGCAGGUCAGGCUGACCUGUGAGCUCAGCAAGGCUGGUGCCCCAGUGAAGUGGAUGAAGGGAGACACUGUUCUCUGUGCCAGUGAGAAGUACGAAUUCAAGCAGCACGGCACUGUGGCAGAGCUCAUAAUUCGAGAUGUGAAAUCUGUGGAUGCUGGGGACUACACCUGCAGCACUGGGGAGCUGAAAACCACUGCUCGGGUCAAAGUGAAUGCUGUGCCUGUCCUUUUUAAACAAGCCCUGGAGAACACGGCUGCAGAAGAAGGGAAAUCGGUCUCCUUGCGCUGUGAGCUCACAAAAGCUGAUGCCACCGUGGUGUGGAAGAAGGGAGAAGCCACGCUCCAGGCAAGUGCCAAAUAUGAAAUGAAGCAGAAGGGGACAGUGGCAGAGCUGGUGAUUCAUAAUGCAGAGCCAGAAGAUGCGGGAAGAUACACCUGUGACACGGGAGAGCAGCAGACCACAGCCCAAGUCCAGAUCCAUGCCGUGUCCGUGCCGUUCCAAGAGGAGCUGCAGCCCGUGGAAGCUGCGGAAGGUGGGAUGGCCACCCUGCGGUGCCAGCUGGCCACUGAGGCCCCCGUGGAGUGGAGGAAGGGCCAGACCCUGCUCCGGCCRAGCCACAAGUACAARAUGAGGCAGGAGGGGACCGUGGCCGAGCUGCUGAUCCACGAGCUGGAGCCAAAGGAUGCUGGAGACUACUCGUGUGUAGUCGGGAACCAAAAAUCCACAGCAGCCUUGUCAGUGAAUGCCCUGCCAGUCCAUUUCAAGCAAGAGCUGAGGAACGAGGAGGCCACGGAGAGUGGGACGGCGACGCUGCAGUGUGAGCUGAGCCGGCCGGGCGGUGCCGUCCAGUGGAGGAAGGAUGGGAAUGACCUGACCCCCAACGGGAAGUACAAAAUGAGGCGGGAAGGGCGUUUUGUCGAGCUGGUUAUCCAAGACCUGGAGCUGACGGAUGCUGGGAGCUACAGCUGCGUGUGUGGAGAGCAGGAGACCACGGCUGUUCUGAGAGUCAAUGCCUUACCCGUCCUCUUCCAAGAAGAAUUGAUGAGCAAGGAAGCUACAGAAGGGGAGGCAGUGACUCUGCACUGCAAACUGAGCAAAUCAGCCCCAGUUGAGUGGAAAAAGGGGAAAAUGGUGCUCAAGCCAAGUGAAAAGUACAAAAUAGAGCAGGAAGGUCCCUUUGCGGAGCUGACGAUCCAGGGUUUGGAUUUGGCAGAUGCUGGGGAUUACAGCUGUGUGUGUGGAGACCGGCAGACCAYGGCUGCUCUGACCGUGAAUGUCCUGCCCACUCUUUUCACCAAGGGGCUCACAGACACAGAAGCCACCGAGGGUAAAAGUGUCUCCCUGCACUGUGAGCUGAACAAGGCUGCUGCUAGCGUGGAAUGGAAGAAGGGCUUCAAGACCCUCAAGUCGAGUGACAAAUACAAAAUCAAGCGGGAAGGUGUCRUGGCUGAGCUUGUGGUCCAGAACCUGGAGAUGGCGGAUGCUGGGAAUUAUUCCUGYGUGUGCGGAGACCAGCAGACCAUGGCGGUGUUAACAGUUCAUGCUUUGCCUGCAUUUUUCAAGGAAGGGCUGAAGAACAGGGAGGCCACAGAUGGUUCAACAGCCACUCUGCGCUGCGAGCUGAGCAAGGUCGGCGUCCCGGUGGAGUGGAAAAAAGGGGACAAGGCACUCAAACCCAGUGAAAAGUACAGGAUGAGACAGGAGGACACGGCUGCAGAGCUGCUGAUCCGAGACCUGGAGGUGGAAGACACAGGGGAAUACACCUGUGUGUGUGGAGAUCAGAAGACCUCGGCUGUCCUGACAGUCCAUGCUUUGCCUGCACUGUUCAAAAGGGAUCUUGUCAAUGUGGAAGGCACGGAAAACAGGACGGCUGUUCUGCAGUGCGAGCUGAGCAAAGCUGCCCCGGUGCAGUGGAGGAGGGGGCAGGAGCUGCUCACACCGAGCGAGAAAUACAAAAUGAGGCUGAAGGACACCACUGCUGAGCUGACAAUCCACAGCCUGGAGGAAGGAGAUGCAGGAGAUUACACCUGUGUGUGUGGAGACAAGACCACCACAGCCUCCCUGACAGUGCAUGCCCUCCCUCCGCACUUCAGGAAAGAGCUGAAGAACGUGGAAGGCACAGAGAAGGGCACAGCCACGUUCUGCUGUGAGCUGAGCAAAGCUGGAGCUGCUGUGGCCUGGAGGAAAGGAGACRGAGCCCUGGGGACAAGUGACAAGUUCACCAUGAGGUGUGAGGGCACGGUGGCCAAGCUGGUGAUCCGUGAUUUGGUCCUGGCAGAUGCUGGAGAUUACACGUGCUCUUGUGGAGAGCAGGAAACCACGGCUGCGCUCAGAGUGAAUGCCCUGCCUGUGCGUUUCCAGAAGGAGCUGACGGAUGAAGAAGCCACGGAAGGYGGAACAGCCACUCUGCAGUGUGAGCUGUCCAGGGCUGCCCCCGUGGAGUGGAAAAAGAAACACAAAGUGCUCAAACCGAGUGACAAAUACACUGUGAGGCARGAGGGCACCACGGCACAGCUGCUGAUCCAUGCUUUGGAGCUCAGGGAUGCUGGGGAAUACAGCUGUGUGUGCGGGGAGGAGAAGACGACGGCGGCACUGACAGUGCACGCCCUUCCUGCUCUGUUCAAAGAAGAGUUAAGAGAUGAGGAGGCCCAGGAGGGUGCAGCAGUCACCCUGCGCUGUGAGCUGACCAMACCUGCCCCAGUGGAGUGGAAAAAGGGACACACAGCCCUCAGACCUAGCGAGAAAUACAAAAUGAGGCAGAAGGACAUCACUGCAGAGCUGGUGAUCCACAGCCUGACCGAGAGCGAUGCUGGCUGUUACACCUGUGUGUGUGGGGACCAGCAGUCCACAGCUUCCUUGGCAGUGCAUGUGCUGCCUGCAGGCAUCCGGGAGAGCCUCAAGGACCAGGAGGUGACCGAGGGUCAGGCGGCCACUCUGCGCUGUGAGCUGAGCAAAGCUGCCCCCGUGCACUGGAGGAAGGGCAGCGCUYUGCUCACAGCCAGUGACAAGUACAAGAUGAGGCAGGAGGGCACGGUGACAAAGCUGCUGAUCCAGGAUGUGGAACUGAGAGAUGCUGGACAAUACACGUGUGUGUGUGGAGAGCAGGAGACAACGGCAGCCUUGAUAGUGCAUGCCCUGCCAGCCCUUUUCAAAGAAGACCUGAAGGACCUGCAAGCCACAGAGAGCCAAACRGCCACKCUGYGCUGCGAGCUGAGCAAGGCUGCAGCYGUGGUGUGGAAGAAAGGGAACAAAACACUCAGGGCAAGUGAAAAAUACAUCAUGAGGCAGGAGAGUGCCCUGGCUGAGCUGGAAAUCCGUGACCUGGAGCUGCAGGAUGCAGGAGAUUACACCUGUGUGUGCGGGGACCAGCGCAGCACRGCCUCGCUGACAGUGAAGGCCCUGCCAGUACUUUUCAAGGAAGAGCUGAAGAAUGMAGAAGCCCAAGAAGGAGCAUCAGUCACUCUGAGUUGUGAAUUAACCAAAGAAGCUCCAGUGCAGUGGAAAAAAGGGCCCAAAGUGCUCAAAGCAAGUGGCAAAUAUCAAAUGAGACAGUCUGGCACCACUGCAGAGCUGCUCAUCCAUGACCUAGAAGUAAAAGAUGCUGGAGAUUACACCUGUGUGUGUGGUGACCAGAAGACAACAGCAACCUUAACAGUUCAUGCUCUGCCACCGCUCUUUAAGGAGGAGCUGCAGGACAAGGAGGCAGAAGAAGGUGGAGAAGUCUCCCUGCUCUGUGAGCUCUCCAAGGCUGCUCCAGUGGAGUGGUGGAAGGACCAGAGGAUCCUCAAAGCGAGUGGGAAAUACAAAAUGAGGCAGGAAGGGGCCAAGGCAGAGCUGGUGAUCCAUGGAAUAGCUGAGGAGGAUGCAGGAGCCUACACCUGUGUGUGUGGAGAGCACCAGACUACGGCUGUCUUGACAGUCCAGGCCGUGCCUCCAUUUUUCCAAGAAGAAAUGACCAGCCAGGAGGGGGUGGAAGGAGGAACGGCCACUUGGCGCUGUGAGCUGAGCAAGGCCCCUGCCUGUGUCCAGUGGAAGAAGGACCAGCAYGUCCUCACCUCGGGCCCCAAGCACAGCAUGAGGCAGGAGGGACGUGUGGUGGAGCUGGUGGUGCAUGACCUGGAGCUGGRUGACAGUGGGGAUUAUUCCUGUGUGUGUGGAGACAAGAGCAGCACGGCCGCCCUGACAGUGCACGCACUGCCUCCAGARUUCAAGAGAGAGCUGAAGGAUGUGGAAGCUGUGGAGAAUGGCACGGCUGCUCUGCAGUGUGAGCUGACAAAACCUGCYGAGGUGCAGUGGAAGAAAGGGCAGGACGUGCUCAAAGAGAGCAGCAAACAUGAAAUGAGGCAGGACGGGGCUGUUGCCAAGCUGAUYAUCCAUGAGCUGCAGGAGGAGGAUGCUGGAGUUUACAGCUGCGUGUGUGGAGAUCAGCAGACAGCUGCCACGCUGACAGUCAAGGUCCUACCAGCCCUUUUUAAACGAGAGCUUCAGGACACCGAGGCAGAGGAAGGCGGCACAGUGACACUGAGAUGUGAGCUCACCAAACCCAAGGCUCCAGUGGAGUGGAGGAAAGGGGAUGUCACCCUCUACCCUGGUCUGAAAUACGAGAUGAGGCAGCAGGGCUGUGCUGCUGAACUGGUCAUUUGUGACCUGGAAGUGGACGAUUCRGGGAUUUACACCUGCGACUGCGGACAGCAGCGGACAGCGGCCGUGGUGGCCGUGCAUGCACUGCCCGUCACAUUUAAGCAACCUUUACAAAAUAAAGAAUUUGAGGAAGGAAGCACAGCCACGUUCUGCUGUGAGCUGUCGAAACCGMGUGCUGCAGUGGAAUGGAGGAAAGGAGGAGUGGGGCUGCAGCCCGAUCAGAAAUACGAGAUGAGGCAGAGGGGAUGCCUGGUAGAGCUCCUGAUCCACAAUCUCAAAUUAGAAGAUACAGGAGAAUACAGCUGUGACACAGGGGAGCAGGAAACCAGGGCAGCUCUGAGCGUGAAAGCUCUGCCAGUUCUUUUCCAAAAGCAGCUCAAAGAUGAGGAGGCAGAAGAAGGAGCUGCAGUGAAAUUCCAGUGUGAGCUGACAAAGGAGAACGCGGCAGUGGAGUGGAGGAAAGGCACCGUGGAGCUCUUCCCCUGUGCCAAAUAUGAAAUUAAACUGAGUGGUCGCACAGCUGAGCUUGUGAUUCACAAUGUAGAGCCAGAGGAUGCCUCUGAUUACACUUGUGACACAGGAGACCAGCAGAGCACUGCAAUCCUCAGAGUGAAUGCCAUCAAACCCCAGCUGAAGCAGCAGCUGAGGAAUGAGGAAGCAGAAGUGGGAGGAACAGCCAGGCUGCGCUGUGAGAUUUCCAUCAGCAAGGCAGCAGUGGAGUGGAGGAAGGAUGGAGUGCUCCUGCGCUCCAGCUCCAAGUAUGAGAUGUGGCAGGACGGGACCCUCCGGGAGCUCCGCGUUCACCACCUGGAGCCUGGYGAUGCUGGAGAAUAUUCCUGCAAGGCUGGAGACCAGACCAGCUCUGCCAAGCUCACCGUGAAAGAGCCUGACGUGACCAUUGUGAGUGGCCUCAGGGACAUGGUGGUGUCCGAAGGGGACGAUGUCACCUUUCGGUGCCAGGUUUCCCACGAGAACGCCAGGGAUGUCGAGUGGAAGCUGCAGGAUGUGGGUCUGCAGAACAACGAAAUGAAYGAGAUCUCAGUGGAAAAAGGGAAGAUCCACACCCUGACCCUAAGGAAGGUGACUGAGCAGGACAUUGGCACCGUCACUUUCCGAGUGGGACCCUACACGUCAACGGCAGAGCUCACAGUGAAAGCCUCUCCAGUCACCUUCACACAGCCACUCCAGAGCCAACAAGCUGAAGAAGGUGGCACUGUCACUCUGAGGUGUGAAAUCUCCAGAUCCAACRGUUCUGUGCAGUGGAAGAGGGCGGGGACGGUUCUGCGCCCCGGUGACAAAUACGAGAUGCGUCAGGCGGGGUCGGUGGCRGAGCUGACCAUUCACAACCUGAGCGAGGCCGACGCUGGGGASUACACCUGUGACACAGGGGACCAGCAAACCACGGCAGCAGUGCACCUCAGAGAGCCAGCAGCAGCCACCAUCGUGGAGAGGCUGAAGGAUGUCACCACCUACGAAGGACAAGACGCGGUGUUCGAGUGCCGCCUGUCCCGGGAGACAGCUCAGGAUGCCCAGUGGUUCCUGGGGGAUGUUCCCCUGCAAUCCAACGAAAUGAACGAGAUCAGGGUCCAAGGGACCCGGCACAGCCUGAUCCUCAGGAAGGUGACUCUGGAAGACUGUGGGUCCGUCAGUUUCAAAGUGGGGCAGCAUUCRUCAGCAGCACAGCUGAAGGUCCAAGCUGCCUCGGUCACCUUUGUGAAGGAGCUGCACAACCUGGAGCUGCAGGAGGGUGGCACCGCUCAGCUGUCCUGCGAGCUGUCCCAGCCCGAUGUCCCCGUGGAGUGGAAGAAGGGCUCGUCCGUGAUCCGCUCCAGCCACAAGUGCAGCAUCCAUCAGGAGGGGACCGUGCACACGCUGCUCAUCCGCGACCUGAGCCGCGCCGAUGCCGGCGAGUACAGCUGCCACACGGCCGCUGGCAGCACCACGGCCACACUCGAGGUUAAAGGGCUGCCCACACUGUUCAAGCAGUGGCUGAAGAACGAGGAGGUGGAGGAAGGGCGCACGGCCGUGCUGCGCUGCGAGCUCACGCAGCCCCACGCGCGCGUGGAGUGGAGGAAAGGGGACACGGUGCUGCAGCCCGGUGACAAGUACGAGUUCCGCCAGGAGGGCACRCGAGUGGAGCUCCUCAUCUACGAGGCUGAGGCUCAGGAUGCUGGAGAUUACACCUGUGACUCGGGGGAUCAGCAAACCACAGCCUCGCUGCAGGUCAAAGUACUGCCAGUGCUGUUUAACAAAGAGCUGAGAAACGUAGAGACUGAAGAAGGGGGAACGGCCRUCUUGCACUGUGAGAUCUCCAGGCCGGACGCUCCCGUUGAGUGGAGGAAAGGAGGGCUGGUCAUCCAGCCCAGUGACAAGUACGAGGUGAAGCUGAAGGGCAGCGUAGCUGAGCUGAUCAUCCAUGGUGUAGAGCCUGAUGACUGUGGGGAUUACACCUGCAGCACUGGAUACGAGAUCACCACGGGCUCUGUGUAUGUGCAAGAAGAAGCAGCAGUGAUAGUGUCUGGUUUAAGGAGCACAGAUGUGUUUGUGGGCGAGUCAGCCACAUUCACCUGCGAGCUCUCACACCCGGGCGUGAAGAACGUGCAGUGGUGGCUCGAUGGGACCCCCCUCCACAACAACCUGGUGACCGAAAUCUCUGAGCAGGACGGCAGGAUCCACACUUUAACCCUAAAUGACGUGGCGUGCCACGACUCGGGCACUGUCACCUUCAGAGCUGGGUCGCUUAUAUCUUCAGCUAAAUUAUUAGUCAAAGAUCCCACCAUUGAAGUGGUCAGUCCCAUGCAGGACAUAACUGUUGACGAAGAUGGCCCCGCAGAGUUCAUUUGCCAAUAUUCUAGGCCAGUGCACGCCAUCUGGAAGAAAAAUGAUCAGGAAAUUCAUGCAGAUGGGCAGCGAGUGAUUAUCGAUCAGGACUGGAAUGUGAGCAUGCUAAAAAUUAACCCCACGGUCCCAGAAGACACUGGCAUCUAUUCUUGUGAAGCUGAAGGCACUAAAGUGAUGGCUACACUUGAUGUCCAAGCCAAGAACAGCAUUGUCCAAGGCUUGGAGAAYGUGGAGGCUGUGGAAGGAGGGGAGGCCUUGUUUGAGUGUUACCUCUCCAAACCCGAGACCUACAAUUACAACUGGCUGAUUGACGACCAACCUGCCAAAACCACAGAGAACACCGAGAUGGUUUACUUUGAAAAUGGCCUCAGGCACAUCCUGCUGCUGAAGAAUUUAACUCCCCAGGACAGCUGCAGGGUGACUUUCAUGUGCAGUGACGCAGUGACCUCAGCCUUCCUGACAGUGAAAGGGUGGCGUCUGCAGUUCUUGCAGACCCUCAAGGAUGUGGAAGUGGCUCUGGGGGAAAAAGCAACAUUUAGCUGUGUCCUGAGUGAAGCUGUGCCAAUUAACGAAGUGACCUGGUACAGUAAUGACAUAGAGAUCCAAUCGGGUGAGGAUUGGGAGGUACAAGCAGAUGGAAACAAAUACAAACUCACUCUGAAAAAAGCCCAACUGCAUCACUCUGGAGAGGUGACCUUUGCUUCCAGGGAAGCCAUUUCAUCAGCCAAGCUUUCUGUGAUAGCCCUCCCCGACCCACCUGAAGAACCAGAAGUUCUAGGUCAGAGCAGCCACUCGGUCACUCUGUCUUGGCACGAGCCGCUGGGGGACGGCGGCGGGGACAUCCUGGGCUACAAGGUGGAGAGGAAAAUCCCAGGCAUUGGCUGGCAGUCCUGCAGCGAGGGCCUCAUCCCAAAUACCGAGUUCACAGUGGGCGGCCUGGCCCCAGGGGGACCCUACAGAUUCCGUGUGUCAGCCGUAAAUAAGGCUGGGGCCAGCGAGGCGGUGCACUUCCCCCAGAUGGUGCGGAUAGUGCCCACAGUGUCGAUGCUGAAGGAGAUUGCCAGGGAAGCUCCUGCAGCCAGCCAGCCUGAAGAGGUGGUGGAUGGCCGUGUCCAGCCCAGCCUGCCCCCUGAGGCUGCCCAGGAGGGAGAUCUUCACCUCCUCUGGGAGGCCCUGGCCAAAAAACGCCGGAUGAGCCGGGAGCCCACCUUGGAUUCCAUCAGYGAAGUGCCUGAGGAGGAUGAGAGGCUUCAGAAGCUGAGGAAGGAGGAAGCAGAGAUGUCUCACUACUACUCUGAGGAGUACUCCACCUGUGACGAGCUGGCCAGGACAGGAGARGCAGAUUUCUCUUUCACCAGCUCUGAUGAUGAGUCCAGAGCCGGGACUCCUUCCCUGGUGAACUACCUCAAGAAAGCUGGGAAGAAGAGCAUCAGUGUUACCAGCAAGGUUCAGUCCGCCUCCACAGGCAAGYUGUGGAAACAGUGGGAGAAAACCACUGUGGAGACCACUGUGGCCACCACAGCUGCUCCGCCAGCUGAGCCGGAGCUGCCAGAUUUGGAUGAUCCCUCCAUGAACAAGGCRGCCGUGAAGAUCCAAGCCGCUUUCAAAGGCUACAAAGUCAGGAAAGAGAUCAAGCAGCAAGAAUGCCCGGUAUUUACUGAGACCUUCAAAGACUUUUCUGGAGAGCCUGGGAGCACCCUGCACCUGGAGUGUGUGGCCCACAGCAAAASCGACAUGAACGUCCGGUGGCUGAAGGACGGCAAAGAGCUCUCGGACGGCCGCUACUACCACAUAGACAACUACAGCGAUGGCACCUGCUCCUUGAUUAUCGCCGGCCUGGACAGGAAGGACGCGGGCAAAUACACCUGUGAGGYCUCCAAUAAGUUUGGCAAGGUCUCCCACAGCGCCAAGGUGGUGGUUGGUGUUCAGGAAGCUCAAGUUCUUCCCAAGGAGAAGGGGAAGCAGAGCACCGACAGCGAGACAGAGAGCUCGUCCGGCAGUGAGCUGGACGAUGCUUUCCGAAAAGCAGGGAGGAGACUCCACAGGCUCUUCAGGGCCAAAAUCUCCACGGAGAUCUCRGAUGUGGAGGAAGAGCUCUUUGUCAGUGCAGAUGAAGGGGACAUCGAUGUGGUUGACCACCAGACGUACCGUGAGGAUGACCAGUACAUCUACAUCAAGUUYGAGAUCAUGUCGGAGGCCAAAACGGCCGCCACGCGCUUCAGAGAGAUGUUUGGUGCUCUGGGAAUUCCUGUUGAGAUCGACAUCUUGGAACAAGGCCCGAAAAAAAUCGAAUUGCGCAUUGGGAAGGCAUCACCUCCCACCCUUGGGAAGUUUGCAGCUCCAGUAGCGAGACCUCCACCACCUUUGCUGACUUCUGAUACAGCCCCCAUGUUCAUGACAGAACUCCAGAACCAAGAGGUCCAGGACGGGUACCCAGUGAGCUUUGACUGCAUCGUCAUCGGCAAACCCCUGCCCACAGUUCGCUGGUUCAAGGACGGCAAAGCUCUGGAGGAAAACGAUCACUACAUGAUCAAYGAGGACCAGGAGGGGUGUCACCAGCUGAUCAUCACCGCUGUGGUACCCACGGACAUGGGCGUCUACCGCUGCCUUGCUGAGAACAGCAUGGGGGUGGCUUCGACCAAGGCUGAGCUCCGUGUGGACUUGACCAGCACUGACUAUGAGACAGCAGCAGAUGCCACMGAGACAUCAUCUUACUACAGUGCCAAGGAGUACGUUUCAAGCCGAGAGCAGGAGGAAUCCACCACUGAAGAGGAGCAGUUGCCCCAGAUCUUUGAUGAGCUUCAUGAUAUCCACGUGGCACCUGGAGCAUCGCUGGCCAAAUUUCACCUGAAGGUGAAAGGGUACCCCCAGCCUCGUCUCUAUUGGUUCAAAAAUGGGCAGCCCCUGAAGGCCUCGGAUCGCAUCCUGAAAACUGACAGGCAGGAAUUCCACUCCCUGGAAAUCCGCGACGUCACCAAAGCUGACGCYGGCCAGUACCUGAUCUUUGUCAUCAACUCUGCUGGCUCUGCCUAUUCCUCAGCCAGGCUGGUAGUCAAAGAUCCUUACGAGAAAGAAGAGCCAUCAAAAACAGAAUCCUGUGAGCAGCUGAUACCACCAAGAUUCCUUGAAAGAUUUACGAAUAAGAAGGUGAAAAAGGGUGCAAGYAUCACAUUAUCUGUGAAAGUUGAAGGACAUCCGCCACCAACUAUCACUUGGAUGAAGGAAGAGUCCCGGGAAGACAUCCUGUGGAUCAAACCAGAUACUCCUGGGUACAAACUGGCCAGCUCCAACAUGCACCACAGCCUGAUCCUGCUGGAUGUCAAGAAGAAGUACAGCGGAGCUUACACGUGCAUYGCCACCAACCAGGCCGGCCAGUCCAUCUGCACUGCCAACCUGGAAGUGGCAGAUGUGAAAGAGGCUGAAGUGCUGACCCAGGAGCGUGUGAUGGUGUCAGAAGCCAUCAUGACCACACUGGGAACUAUCCAGUCCUCUGAAGGAGACCUUGAAGCUGGCAGAGAAGGUGUGCCCAAAAGCCCUAUUUCAUUAGCUGAUGUUGGCUCAGAAGAGUUCUUCCAGAAACUCACCUCACGUAUCUCAGAAAUGGUAUCUGCAAAAAUAACUCAGGCAAAACUUCGAGUCCCGGGCGCAGAAAGCGAUGAUGAGUCAAAAACUCCCUCUGCAUCCCCUCGCCACGGGCGAUCCAGACCUUCAUCCAUUGCUCAGGAAUCCUCCUCUGAAUCUGAAGAUGGCGAUUCCAGAGGAGAGAUCUUUGAUGUCUACAUGGUCACUGCUGACUACGUGCCCGCGGCGCCCGACAGGGAGGCCAUCACGCUGAAGGAAGGACAAUACGUGGAAGUCCUGGAUUCAGCUCAUCCUCUGAAAUGGCUGGUCAGGACUAAACCCACGAAAUCAAGUCCCUCUCGACAGGGUUGGGUGUCUCCAGCUUACCUGGACAAGAAAUUAAAGUUGUCACCAGAGUGGGGAACAAUGGAAAUUCCAGAGUUUCCUGGAGAGUUUGUUUCUGAAGACGAGUACAAGAGGAAACUGAGUGUUCUCAUUCAGGAGCUGUUGAUCUCAGAGGAGGAUUACAUUCAGGAUUUACACUUCCUCCAGACUCAUCACCUUAGGUACACUGAGACCUGCCCCAACAUCCCUGGAGCUGUUGCCAGUCAGAAAUCCACCAUCUUCAGGAAUAUUGAUGACAUUGGUCGCUUCCAUUCCAGUGUCUUCCUCCGGAGCCUGCAGAGCUGUGACACCGACGAUGAUGUGGCCAUGUGCUUCAUCAAGCACGAGGCUGAGUUUAACAGGUACAUCCAGUACCUGGUGGGAAGGGUCCAGGCCGAGUCCAUUGUGGUCAGCAAAGCCAUCCAGGAUUUCUACAAGAGAUACACAGAUGAAUUUGUAACUAAUGAAGAUCCCUCACAGCCACUCAUCCCACCACUGCAGCACUACCUGGAAAAACCCAUAAUCAGGAUCCAGCAGUACCAGACCAUAAUCAAGGAAUUAAUCCGAAACAAGGCCAGAAACAGCCAAAACUGCACUUUGCUGGAGCAGGCCUAUGCCAUUGUGUCUGCCCUGACACGAAGAGCAGAGAACAACCUCCACGUGUCCCUCAUUGAGAAUUAUCCRGGGACUUUGGAAAGCCUGGGGGAGCCCAUCCGGCAGGGCCACUUCAUUGUGUGGGAAGGAGCUCCAGGAGCUCGAAUGGCAUGGAAAGGRCACAAAAGACAUGUUUUCCUCUUCAAAAAUUAUAUUGUGAUCUGCAAACCAAAGCGAGACACAAAGACAGACACCUACAGCUACAUCUUCAAGAACAUCAUGAAGCUGAACAACAUAGACGUGAAUGACCUGGUGGAAGGGGAUGACCGAGCCUUUGAGAUCUGGCACGAGCGGGAGGAUCUGGUCCGCAAGUACCUCCUGCAGGCACGAACCGUGAACAUCAAGAACUCGUGGGUGAAGGAGAUCCUGGGCAUCCAGCAGCGCAUCAGCGAGCCCCUCUGGAUCCCUCCAGACUUUGAGGAAGAACUGGCAGACUGCACAGCUGAGCUGGGAGAGACGGUCAAGCUGGCCUGCAAGGUGWCAGGAGCUCCCAAGCCAUCCAUCAGCUGGUACAAAGAUGGAAAGCCCGUGGAGGUGGAUCCCCAUCACAUYAUAAUUGAAGAUCCUGAUGGGUCCUGCACGUUGAUCUUGGACAACCUGACAGGGGCUGACACAGGACAGUACCUGUGCUUUGCUUCCAGUCCUGCUGGGAAUGCCAGUACCCUGGGGAAGAUCCUUGUUCAAGUGCCCCCACGGUUUGUGAACAAGGUCAGAAAUGCUUAUCUCGUCGAGGGUGAAGAUGUCCAGUUCACCUGCACUGUGGAAGGAGCACCUCGGCCCCAGAUCAGGUGGUACAAAGAUGGGGUGCUGCUGAAGGACACCAAUAAAUACCAGACUUUCAAUGAACCAAGGAGUGGCAUCGUAGUCCUGGUGGUCAAGGACCCUUCCAAUGAAGAUAUGGGGCACUACGAAUGUGAGCUGAUGAACAGAUUAGGGUCAGCCAAAAGCGGAGCAGAGCUUUACCACCACAGCGCYGCAGCCCUGACCCAGGAGAGGAGAGGAGACCAGGCCAUCACCAUUGAAGGAAUGACUUCCCCCAGGUUGGGGACSGGGACUUCUGUGCAGGCCUCGCUGCAGCGCGCUGAUCAGGAGAUCAGGACAGCUCUGAGGAAGCUCAUGGACUCGGCGUCACUGCUGGUGACUCUUCCCCCGGGCAUGCGAGCAGAUGGUGGCCUUGGCCCUGCUGGGUCUGUCCCUUCAGAGCACUCAGGGACAGCAGCCGGGCCCUCUGCGCUCGUUCAUGAAGCCAGUACCCAAACCCAGACCGCUGCAGGCCAUGCCAAAGCACAAAAGCAGUUUCCAGCUGAAGAGCCAGCRGUGCCAAAGCCCAGCCCUGCUCCUUCCCAGGAACAGGCAGCAGCUGGAGGUGCAAGCACUCAGGAACGCACUGUUCCCAUCGACAGACCAUCACCAGAGGCAGGGGCAGGAGGCUGGUACAGGAGAGAAGGAGAUGUGGUUUGGGAUGUACGCAGUGAAGUUUAUAUUGAGACCACGGAAAGAACCCGUGUGUAUAAGACUGAGGAGAAGACUCCAACAAGUCCUCCCUACAUGCAAGUGACAAUAGAGGAUGUGCAGGUGAACUCUGGGGAAUGUGCCAAAUUCCAGGCAGUCAUCGARGGAACCCCUCAGCCCACAGUUCUGUGGUUUAAGGGCACCUCACUGCUGACAGACAGCAACAGGAUCCAUCAGGGGAAGGAAGGAACAACCUAUUUCUUAGUCAUAGACAACGCUGCCUUGGAAGAUGGAGGUGUUUAUACCUGCGUUGCCAAAAAUGCAGGAGGGGAGGUUCUAUGCAAAGCAGAGCUCGUUGUACGUGAAGCUAAAAAAGACCAAGAAGGAAAGAAAGUGGCCACCAGGAGAAAGCUGCACUCCCAUUAUGAGGUUAAGCAGGAAAUUGGAAGGGGCUGCUUCAGCUUCGUGAAGCGGGUGGUGCACAAAGGGAACAGGGUGUCCUGUGCUGCCAAAUUCAUCCCUCUGCGGAGCAAAACCAAGUCUCGAGCUCAUCAGGAGAGGGAUAUCCUUGCCUCUCUGUCCCACGACAGAAUUACCAGGCUUCUGGAUGAGUUUGAAACACGAAAAACACUGAUUUUGAUUCUGGAGUUAUGCUCCAAUGAAGAGCUCCUGGACCGUUUAUUCAAGAAGAGUGUGGUCACUGAAGCUGAGGUCAAAUUGUAUAUCAAGCAAAUUUUGGAAGGAAUCAAAUAUCUUCAUGACAACAACAUCCUUCAUUUGGACAUCAAGCCGCUGAAUAUCCUCAUGGUUUAUCCUGAGAGGGAAGACCUGAAGAUCUGUGACUUUGGAUUUGCUCAGAAGAUCACACCCGUGGAACCUCAGUACAGCAAAUACGGCUCUCCUGAGUUUGUUGCCCCAGAAAUUGUUUCCCAGUCACCAGUGUCAAAAGCAACUGAUAUCUGGGCUGUUGGAGUCAUCACAUAUUUAAGCCUUACAUGCAAGUCUCCAUUUGCUGGGGAGAACGACAGGAAAACCCUCCUAAAUAUCCAGARUGGGGAAAUUUCAUGGACCAUUCCUGAUGUUGUUCACUUGAGUGAAGAUGCAAAGGACUUCAUGAAAGGGAUCCUGCAGCAGAAACCCAAAGCCAGGCCGAGUGCUUUGGACUGUCUUUCCCACAAGUGGUUCAUGCACAAUGUCCCCCUUGAAGCAGCUCAUUUCAUUGAUACCAAACAGCUCAAAUUCAUCGUGGCUCGGAGCAAGUGGCAGCGCUCCCUGAUGUGCUAUAAAUCCAUCCUGGUGAUGAGAUCUAUCCCAGAAAUCCUCGAAAGGACUCAUGACAACACCUCCCUGGCCAUCUCCCGACACCUCAUUGAGGAAAGCACUUCAUCCAGCACCAGUGGCUCCUCUUCAGACAAUGAGAACUCGAAUUUCCCCAAGAAGAGGCACUUUGGCUCCACCCCAGAACUGCACAUGCCCGUUUUUGAUGCCCCGAGCUAUCCUGAGCCUCUGAAACGUGCAAGUGUACGGGAGCACUCCAAAACCUCCAUCCCCCCAGUAAAGCCCAUGAGGAGGAAAUACGCUUCUGUGAAAGCUGAGGUGGGGGACAAAUCACCCACAGAAAGCAAAGAGCUCAUGGCGAGCWUCUUACAGGAGAAAGAGGAGGGGCUCCAGCCCAGCCUUCGAGUGCAGCCAUCCCAAAUGAGUGCUGCUGCUGAGCCUUCAUCCCUGAGGGCUUCCACGRAGAGCAUGUCACUUCUGCAUCAGAAAGAAAAGCCAGAUACAUCUUUACCUGAUAAGGACAGAGUUGAGGAGGCUGGGGAUGGGACAGAAAAGCCAUCUGCCUUUGUUCCCAGGCAGAGUGUCAUUAAAAGCACCUUCUACAGCCAAGCUACCGAGCUGCCUGCAAGGCCGCCUUCCUCACCAGGCCGGGAGUUCAGGAGGCACCUGGACAGAGCCAGAAGGACUUUCCGGAAAGCUGGAUAUUCAAAGGUGCCCCUCAGUGGCCUCCGUGAACCCCUCCUUGAGCAGUUUGAACUGGAAGAAGAAGAAGAAGGAGGAGAUGAUCGCAGGGAAGGUCUGCUGGGAUCCCUGACCAAGUCUGCAUCAUUUGACUCUGCCAGGAAGCCACCACACCCUGCCAUUGCUGGUGCCAGCCGCAGCCGUUCCCUGGAUGACUACAGGCUGAGAGCCUCCAGGUCAUUGAGAGAAGAAGAUAUUUUGGAGGAGGACUGUGAUGUACUGUCCCAGGGAAGCUGUCCUGAAGGCAGUGAUCACUGUGACAUUUCCACAGGGCCUGCCAAGGGCUGUUCUGUGGAUACAACAAAGCCAGRGGGCAUUGGGAGAGCCAGCGAGAGUUGCUCAGGAGAGAAGGCCUCUCCCUCCAUGCAUUGUGAGGGGAAUGGGUGCCCAGCUGCUUUUAUACAACAGGCAGAGGGACUGCCAGUGUCACCUCACAGGGGUGAGAAUAGGAAACGUUUGCUGAAGAAGUCAAAAGCCACCGAGAUUGAGGAGGACAUUGAGCGUUUGGAAGGCAAAAGCCCCAUUCGGACUGCCCAGUGCACAGACGUGACGGCAUCAUCAGCUCCAGAACAUGAGAGCACAGAGGGUAAACCUUCCUCUGGCCAUGCCUCUGMCUCUGCUCUUCAGGAGGGCAAAGAGUCCAGUUCAACCCUCACACAGCCAGAGACCACCCCCAAAUCAUCCCCUCCAAGUAAGGAAGUGUGUCUGCCCCAGGAGUCUGCUCCCACUGACACCCACCCUGAUCUAACAGGUGGCAGCUUGCUUAUCAAAAGGGCAGCCCCAGCCCCACCGUGGAAAGACAAAAGGCAGAAACAUUCAGAUGAAAACACUGCUUGUGGCCUUGCUGAAUCUGAACUCAUGGAGCAUGAAAGUUCUGCUGUUCCAACAGAGCAAACAGAAACCGAUUCGCUUCCAGUGUGUAAAGACAAAAGKCAGGAAAUUCCUGGGAAAAGCAUUCCAGCAGCUACAGCCUUGGUGGGCAAACGGCCACAUGCCCWUAUGGCUGAUGAAGGUGCCCCUCAGAAGCUGAAGAUCCAUAAAGAGGGGCAAUCUGCUGUCCUGGAAGAUGCAGGAGCAGCUGUUACAGGAAUCACUCCACCAUCAGCCCACAGGGGUGAAAGCCAAGGGCACAAGAGGGCUCCUGUUCACGGAGACAUGACAUCAGCCACCCUGAAGGGACAGCAGCUCGCUGUUCCCAAAAUCCCACCACCAGGAUCAGUGCCAGCUCUGGGCUCCGAUGGAGCACAGCAGGAUCACAGCAAGGACAGACUUGCUGCUCUGAGGAGUAAAAGCUCAGCUGUCACCRAGGGUGUUUCCAGUUUGGCCCAUGAAGGAGCUGAGCCCCAGAAGGUUCCUGCAGGCCAUGGCUCAGAGUCUGUUCUGAAGAGCAUACACCCAGCCAGAGCUGUGUCCUCCCAAAGCACUGUCCUCCCUCAGGUCUGGGAGAGUGAUAAACACCACCCAGAGGUGUCACUUCACAGUGAGAUGAGAUCUGUUGUGACAGCGAGUGGAAGCCGAGCAGCUGGACAGGCUGUGGCUGCUCCUUUCCCCAAGGCUGGACAUGGGAUGUCUGAGCAGCACAGGGCUGGGAUUUCAGAUGGGCUGGAGAGUGGCAGCCCAGGUGCAUUAACUGCUUCACAACCAGAAGUUGCUCCAGCUUCAGUCUAUGAAUUCAUUGAAUAUGAGGAAUAUCCAGAGGUUUACAGUGAGGGUGGAGGCAUUGCCUUAGAAAGUGGAGGAUCUGAUGAUGGAAAAGGUGUCCCUCCAUUGCUCYGCAGGGAUCAUGGCCAGGAACUGUCACAUCACAGGUCUUCUUUUUACAGUGACGAGGAGUCUGCUGCAYUGGAGGGCUUAGUGGAUGAGAUGGUUUCCCUCUCCGAAGAGAUGAAUGUUUGGGCAGAGUCAGUUUCUGGAGAGAAGGAAAGCAGGAAGCACAUUUCUCCUAGCAGAGAGAUGUUCUUCAAAGGCAGCCAAGCCCCCAUGGACACCUUCCCUUCUGCACAGCAGGGUGGAAGAGAAGUGUCUGAGAAGGACGACUUUGCAGAACCCUACCUUGCUGUGAGCGAGGAGCCAGGAAUCCUGGAAGGGCAGGAAGCACAGACAGUUCCUCAAGAGUGUGAGCACCUGGAGGACUUGGCAUUUGAGACCCCCCCUUCCAGCCGAGACAGCGUCUCCUCAACAGAGAGCUUGGACACUGCAAAAAGGCCCAUCCACGUGCCGGUGAUCAAGGACACGGGCAAACACCCAGAAGUUUCUUUGGUGAAAAUCAAAGACCUGUCAGAUGAAACACCCAGUCUUGGCAGUGGCCCCCAAAAGUUUGACAUCUCAGAGGUGGAGCCUGCCUAUUUGAAUUUCUCGGAUUUGUACGACAUUGUCUAUUUUCCAUUUGAAUUUCUGAGCUACAAGAAGCCUUCGCCCAAACCAGUUCCUAGACGGUUUAUGCUUCUUGGUGAAAGGGCAAGGUCCCCUCCUGCAGGACAUCUCCAUAAGGAUAAAAGACUGUGCAUCAGGGAGCAGGAAGACAAGAACAAGAAGAACCGUUUGGAAAUAUCUGAGGAAUCAAAGGCAACAGACUUGGUAGCUAUGGGGAAAGGGGCAGAGAGCCAUAAAGAAAUGUAUAGCUCCCAAAAGGACCCCAGUGGGAAGCAGAAAAGCUCCUUCCACACCAAGCCUGGACUCUUUAAGCCAUAUGCCAGGUCUCAUUCGGUGGAGCAGUCGGUGGAGCAGAGUCUGAAGAAGAAAGUAAAAGCUUCUGUUGCCCAUAUUUCAAGAAUCCUGAAAGGAAAGAUGUCUCCUGAGCCAGAGGAAGAGUYUGGUGAGCUGGGAAGUGAGGCAGCAGAAAAGGAGCUGUUACUAGGGGCUGAAGGAUCUCUGAAGAGGAAAUCAGCACUGCCUUCAUUCAAGUUACCAAGCCUCAUCCCAAAGGAGAAAGCUCCAUCAUUUGUUGAGGAGCUCAUGGACCAGGCUGCAGCUGCUGGACAGUGCGUGACACUCUCGUGCCGGACAGCAGCACACUCCUCCCUGCACAUCAACUGGUUCAGAGAUGGGAUACCCRUCCAGAGCAGCAGCCGGAUCCUGAUCUCAUCCACGCUCAAACACUUCCAGCUCCUAACGAUUCUCUCUGUUACUGCUGAGGAUUUUGGUAUUUACACCUGUGUGGCCACAAACUCCCUGGGCUCAGCAUCCACCUCGUGUGUCAUAAGGAAAGCGGAGGUUCCUCCCAGCCCUCCACCCCCUGACAUCGUGGAGGUGUACAAGGAUGGAGUGCAGCUGGUUUGGAAACCUGUGGAAACCAACACCCCUGUCCAUUACACUGUCCAGUGCAAGAGUGAAGAUGGGGAGUGGACAACUCUUGCUUCUGACCUCACUGACUGCUGCUACUACGCCAGAAAUCUCCCCCAGGGCUUYGUCUACCACUUCAGGACAGCCUGCACCAGCAAGGCAGGGAUGGGCCCCUACAGCGACCCCUCUGCCAAAGUGAAAAUGACUGGGAAGGAUCAGAUGGAGCUUCGUGCUGCCACGCAGGAGUUCCCAUCAGCUGCCUCUGAAGAGGAAAGUGAAAUGAUCACACCUCCUGAGCCCUUCCCAUCCUACCAGACCUACGCCUUCCAAACCGAGAUCAAAAGGGGCCGAUUCAGCAUUGUCCGGCAGUGCCGGGAGAAGGUGAGCGGCAAGGCUUUGGCUGCUAAAAUCAUCCCUUACUGGCAAGAGGACAAGCAGGCUGUGCUCCUGGAGUACCAGGUGCUGAGGAAGCUUCACCACACAAACAUAGCCCAGCUGAAGGGAGCCUAYGUCAGCCCCAGGCACUUGGUGCUGAUCCAGGAGAUGUGUGUGGGGCCAGAGCUGCUCCACUCCUUGGCAUUACGGACAUCCUACUCAGAGGUGGAGGUCCGAGACUACCUGUGGCAGAUCCUCAGUGCCACCGAAUACCUCCAUGCACACAACAUCCUGCACCUGGAUCUCAGGUCUGAGAACAUGAUCAUCACCGAGCCCAACCUGCUGAAACUCCUGGAUUUUGGGAAUGCACAGUUCUACACACCAGACAAAUUUAUUACCAUGGACAAAUGUUCGGACUAYGUCGAAACCAUGGCUCCAGAACUGCUGACAGAGCAAGGAGCCCUUCCCCAGACUGAUAUCUGGUCCGUUGGAAUCACAGCCUUCAUCAUGUUGAGUGCCAACUACCCCAUCAGCUCCGAUGCACCCUGUGAGUUCCUGAGAACAGCCAGGAAGGGGAAACUGAAGCUCACGCGGUGCUACGCGGGUCUCUCCGGGGGAGCCGUGUCCUUCCUGCAGAGCACUCUGUGUGCAAACCCUUGGGGAAGGCCGUCAGCCUCCGAGUGCCUUCAGAGCCCRUGGCUCCAGGAGACAGGUUUGGACAACAGGCAGCAGGCACUGGUCACCUUCCCCACCACCAAACUGAGGAAUUUCCUCAUGGAACGGGAAAAGAAGAGGGGCCUGCUGUGCUCCAAGUAUGGCCUCAUGAUUGCACAGUGAUGUGGAUGUGGUGACAGGCGUGAAUUGCCUCCCUGUGCCCUUCUACACGGAGUGUUGGGUCCCAAACCCUCCUGCCAAGCUGCUGUGCAGCAGCUGAGCUGGGGGAGCUGCUCUCUGCCCAGCCUCAUWGUUUCAUCCGUGUGUCCUGCCUACCUGGGGCUGUUUCUGUGUAAGUGUGACUCAGGAGCGACUGG
Messenger RNA from Malurus melanocephalus (red-backed fairy wren), 28367 nucleotides. RefSeq names its product obscurin, cytoskeletal calmodulin and titin-interacting RhoGEF (gene OBSCN). Gene Ontology annotation, biological process: protein phosphorylation. Gene Ontology annotation, molecular function: protein binding; guanyl-nucleotide exchange factor activity; protein kinase activity. Bases 1 to 28173 code for a protein of 9390 amino acids. The record is from RefSeq and is a predicted model, not a curated record. The transcript is spliced from 112 exons. NCBI's taxonomy places the organism in Eukaryota, Metazoa, Chordata, Aves, Passeriformes, Maluridae.